Blastomyces dermatitidis ER-3 is the source of this 13050-nucleotide messenger RNA. Its product is annotated as dynein heavy chain, cytoplasmic. Gene Ontology annotation, biological process: microtubule-based movement. The transcript is spliced from 3 exons. Gene Ontology annotation, molecular function: ATP binding; ATP hydrolysis activity; dynein light intermediate chain binding. The coding region runs from base 1 to 13050 and encodes 4349 amino acids. Gene Ontology annotation, cellular component: dynein complex. The record is from RefSeq and is a predicted model, not a curated record. Lineage: Eukaryota; Fungi; Ascomycota; Eurotiomycetes; Onygenales; Ajellomycetaceae.
AUGGAGGUCAUUCUUCCAGGGGUGCCCAACGGCCUAACGCCGCCCAGUCAACCUCCAUCUGUUGAUCCAGCUACCGUUGUCCAAUAUUUAACGGAGACCCUGCAGAGUACGCUCGAUGCGCUGAAAACAGAUUUGGAGAGCGCUGGAAGCUUCUUGUCCAAGGCCAAGUACCCUGAGACUAUCCAACGGUGCUCUCGUUUCGCAUCCGAAUCUCAGGUUGCGUUAUAUGUCCAGAAAGAUGCUGUUGAAACUGAACAGACAAAUGGGACGGAGGAGGGUUCCCCUUCUCCAACCAGGUAUAUCUAUACUCUUACCCUCGAGUUAUCCCUUACCCCUACAACCGUUUCAUCGAUGGCCUUUACGAGGCAACUUCAGCCUUUGGAUCCAAAUGUCCCAAUAUCCGCCCAAGUCCAUGCCACGAAUCUUCCGGGCUUCCUGUCGCCGAUGCACAUGGCUCUGAGUCAGGGCACUACUACUGUUUCUCCGCUUCAGACACUUCAUACCUUUGUUAACCAUGUUCUGGGACCAUAUUUUGAUGCCUAUACCAGUGGCCAGGAAGCAGUUAACGGUGUGAAAGGAAGGGGCGAUAGCGAUGCAAAGACGGGAGUUCCUGUGACAAAGAAGAAGAUUGCGGAGCUGAAAUCAAGCCUGCUGCAGUUACAGGAGAACAUUGAAAUUCCUGUGCUGAAUCUUCCCUUGCAUGAAGUUGUCCAGGGAGCACUGGACGAGGCUCUAGCACGAGGUAUUAAACCUUCUACUGAGCUCAUACCGGCAUCUGUGCUUGAAAAUACCAUUGUCCUUAACAGCAUUCAGAACAUUGUGAAUGGGUGGAUCAAAUCAAUCCAGACUACCACUCAAAUGUCCAGAGACGAUAUCAAGGGAUCCGCAAUCCAGGAAAUCAAUUUUUGGUUAUCAAUGGAAACGGCCCUGGAGGCGAUCGAGGACCAGCUACGAAGUGAUGGGGUGCAGCUUACCAUGGAUAUCCUGCGACAUGCAAAACGGUUUAAUGUAACACUUAGCUUUUCGGCAGAUACGGGAUUGAAGGAAACCGCUGAAACGGUUCAGAAAUACAAUCAACUCAUGCGAGAUUUCCCCCUCGAUGAACUCUUGUCAGCCACCUCCCUGCAGAAGGUGCACGAUGCAUUGAAUCUCAUUUUCUCCCAUUUGAACAAGAAACUCCGUAUUUGCCCGUAUCCUAUCAAGCGUUCUCUGUUGCUUGUGGAGGCAAUAUCGGGAGAUUUGGAUACCCAAAUCCGCACCCUGAUACACGGACGAUCUAUCAUGCACCUUGGAUUUAAGGAAUUCCGCGCUUUGAUGCGGUCAGCUCAGGUUAUCUGGCGCGCUUGGGAUGAGAAUGUGAAAGAAUUCACGAAUGUUGCUCGUGAUGCCAUAAGACGGCGGAACGAAAAAUUCAUCUCUAUCAAAGUUGAGCCAAGACACAGCGCUAUUCAAGAUCGACUGAAGUACAUCAACACCUUCCGCAACAAUCACGAACAACUGCAGCGCACUAUCGUGAACGUCCUUGGACCCAACGCCAGCAUGUCGUCAGGUGCUGAUGCCGAUGGAGCUAUGGUGGUGGAGGAAAUCGGCGAUGUCGAUGCCCUGGAUGAAGUUUCUCAAGCUUAUGCGUCCUUGAAAGAUGUCGACGUUCUCGAUGUAUCUGAAGAAGGUACUCAGAUAUGGAUCCAGGCCGAAGCCUCGUAUAAUGAACGCACUUCUAGAGUGGAAAAUUCGAUAAUUGCCCGACUUAAGGACCGCCUGGCAACUGCGAAGAAUGCCACAGAGAUGUUCCGCGUCUUUUCGAAAUUCAACGCCUUGCUCGUUCGACCCAAGAUUCGAAGCGCUAUUAGUAUACACCAAUCUGAAUUGAUCGAACUAGUUAAGAACGAUAUCGCAAGACUGCACGAGAGAUUCAAGCAGCAGUAUGGCCAUUCCCAAGCACACCCAAUGGCGCAACUGCGAGAUCUGCCCCCGGUAUCCGGUGCAAUCGUCUGGGCUCGUCAGAUUGAGCGGCAACUCGAUGGCUAUAUGAGGAAAGUCGAAGACGUUCUAGGAGAAGACUGGGACUUGCAUGCUGAAGGGCAGAAACUCCAAGCUGAAAGUAACAUGUUCCGAAAGAAGCUUGACACGCGACCUAUAUUCCAGAACUGGUUACAGGAUGUUCAACGACGAAAUAUUACGAUUUCUGGCCGGCUGUUUAAGAUCUUCCGCAAUCGUGCCACGGGAAAUACUCUUGAGCUUGACGUUAAUUUCGACCCGCAGAUUAUUGUGCUUUUUAAGGAAGUUAGAAACCUUGUCUGGCUCAAUUACCAAGUUCCUCAUGCUAUCAACACGAUCUCCAAAGAAGCGAAACGAGUGUACCCAUAUGCCAUUAGCUUAAUUGAAAGUGUUCGAACCGUCUUACAAACAAUGCGUUCGAUCUCGUCUAUGGCAGAGGUCUCCAUUCUUUUGAGCGGUUACAAAAAUGAUGUCCAGGCUUUAAUUAUGAAGGGCCUUCCGUUGCGCUGGGAGUCAUUUAUUCAUUCUUAUGAGCUCCACAUCAAGCAAGUGAUGGCUAAUGGGGCAGUUGAUCCCUCACUGGCCCAGGGUCGAAGUGAAAGCAAACAUGUCCAAUUUGUUCGCGAAUUCGCUGCCUCUGCCUUUGUCCUUCAGUCGAAAACGUCAACACUGUUUGUAAUUAACGAGAGCAUUCAGAAGGCCAUUGCCGACCUUAAGACUUGCCCUUAUGAUGCGUCCAUCUUCCGCCAGCGACUGGAUGAAAUCCAGAAUUCUGUCGAUAAGCUGAAUCUGGAGAACUAUGUGAAUCUCGGCUAUUGGGUUUCGAAUAUGAACAAGACAAUCGAACUCAUUCUACAAGAACGCUUACAUCGGGCGAUAAGAGAGUGGAUUAUAGCCUUCCAAGAAAUCAAAUAUGACGAGAACGGUGUCCAACGGAGGCCGUAUGCUCCAAUCUCGAAGACAGCAAAUGAUGCCGAAACGCAAACAUACACGAUUGAGUUCCCCAAGCUUUUCCACGAGAUUUCCAUGAGAAAUCAAGUACUUCGCCUGGAUCCUCCUCUCGAAUACGCAAGAGCUAGCUGGUUUGCACACUUCGACCAGUGGGUUGGCGUUCUUUGCAACCUGGAAAAAAUUAAGUCGGCGCGAUACAAGAUGUCAAUUGAGACUGAGAAGGCUCGACUAUCCGAAACCCACUUCACAAAUCUCCCUCAAUACUGCACUAGUGAAUUAGUCGAAGUGUAUACUGUAAUUGGGGCCAGGCUAGACGACAUCUCGGACUACGUGGACAAAUGGCUUCAGUUCCAAUCCUUGUGGGAUCUUCAGGCAUCCCAGGUGUAUGACGUGCUGGGUGACGACUUGUCCCAAUGGCUGCAACUUCUACAGGAAAUCCGUAAAAGUCGCGCGACAUUCGAUACCUCUGAAGUUGGCAAAUCCUUCGGCAAUGUUAGAAUCGAUUACGAGCAAGUGCAGACAAGGGUCAACGCGAGAUAUGACCAAUGGCAACAUGAAAUCUUGCACAAAUUUGGUGGGAAAUUUGCUACUCGAAUGCGCGAAGUCCAUGAUGAAAUUGUCACUGCCAAGAGAGACCUGGAAAGCCAGACACUGGAAGCGUCGUCAACUGCACACGCCGUGUCGUUCAUCACAAGCGUUCAACAGUGCAAGCGAAAGGCGCGAGUAUGGGGUCCGGAAGUCGAACUCUUCCUCCAGGGUCAGGCAACCUUGGCUCGACAACGUUACCACUUCCCCAGCGACUGGUUACAUGUUGAACAAGUUCGGGAUGACUGGAACGCGCUCAGCGAGCUUCUUGAACGAAAGAGCAAGAUCGUGCAAGACCAGACUGAUGCUCUCCAGGCGAAGAUCAUUGCAGAGGACCGUGUGAUUAGUAACAAGAUCGCCGAAAUAAUCAACCAGUGGAAUGAGGAGAAGCCAGUAUCCGGCUCUAUCCCGCCGGAGGAGGCUUCAAGAACACUAAGCUCCUUCCAAUCCCGAUUGGAAAACCUCCGCUCUGAAUCAGAAAUGGUCACGAAGGCGAAGGAGGCCCUUGACUUGCCCGGGAGCCCGGAAACGGCUCUUGUGGCUGUUCUUGAAGAAGUGCAGGACUUUAUGUCAGUCUGGGCAGCAUUGUCGACGAUCUGGAAAAGCUUGAACGAACUUAGGGACGUGCUUUGGAACAGUGUCCAACCGAGAAAACUUCGCCAAUCGCUUGAUGGACUUAUCAAAAUGACAAAGGAAAUGCCCAGUCGGAUGCGGCAAUAUGCUGCCUUUGAGCACAUCCAGACCAUUUUGCGCCAGCUCCUCAAAGUCAAUCCUCUGCUUUCAGAUAUGAAGUCCGAAGCUGUCCGAGAGCGACACUGGCAAAAGAUCUUUAAAGCCCUUAAGCCAGGCAAACGGUUCUCCCAAGUUUCCCUAACACUUGGUGACGUUUGGGAUCUACAGCUCGCUUCCAGCGAACCCGUUAUUCGUGAUAUCAUCGCCCAAGCACAGGGCGAAAUGGCUCUAGAAGAAUUCUUGAAAAUGGUUCGGGAAACAUGGCAAAAUUAUUCUCUCGAUCUUGUCAACUACCAGAACAAAUGCCGCUUGAUCAAGGGCUUCGACGACCUGUUCGCUAAAUGCAGCGAGAACCUCAACUCUCUUCAAGCCAUGAGGCAUUCACCUUACUACAAAGAGUUCGAGGAAGAAGCUAGUUCUUGGGAAGAUAAACUAAACAGAGUCCAUGUUCUCUUCGAUGUCUGGAUUGAUGUUCAACGACAGUGGGUAUAUCUUGAGGGCGUUUUCACUGGUAAUGCGGAUAUCAAACAUUUGCUCCCUGUCGAGUCUGGCCGGUUCCAAAAUAUCAAUUCCGAGUUUUUCGCUGUCAUGAAGAAGGUCUACAAGUCUCCAUUCGUCCUAGAUAUUCUUGCUAUCACUGGAGUCCAAAAGUCCCUAGAGCGAUUGGCGGAGCUUCUUCACAAAAUCCAAAAGGCUCUUGGAGAGUACUUGGAGCGAGAACGCAUGUCAUUUCCAAGAUUCUACUUCGUUGGUGAUGAGGAUCUCCUGGAAAUUAUUGGUAACAGCAACGACACUCUCCGUGUUGCCAAACACUUCAAGAAGAUGUUUGCUGGAUUGUCUGGCUUGUUGAUGGAUGACGACGGGAAUAUCGUUGGAUUCAGCUCAAAGGAAGGGGAGGAAGUAAGACUGAAGCGAGAGGUUUCGCCUAUUAAAACACCAAGGAUCAAUGACUGGCUUAGCGCCUUGGAUACUAAUAUGAAGCUAACAUUGGCCGAACUGCUUGCGGAGGCUAUUGAACAAUUUGAACCAAUCUAUCACGCCCCCGAAGUCGACCAAACUGCAUUUAGCGACUUCAUUGCCAACUAUCCCGCUCAGAUUGUCGUUCUUAGCAGCCAAGCCGUCUGGACCCAGGCUGUCCAAUCCGCCCUUGAGGCGGGUGGAAGUGGCUUACCCGCGCUCUACGAUGCGGAGGUGCGGGUUCUGGACCUGCUUGCCGUAACCGUCCUGGGAGAUUUGGACCCCAUCACUAGAAAGAAAUGUGAACAUCUGAUUACGGAAUUUGUCCAUCAACGAGACUCUAUUGCCAAGCUAAUCAAGCACAACGCCACCUCACCAACACAUUACCUCUGGCUUCUACAGAUGCGUUAUGUAUACCAGUCUCAAGGAGACUUCCUACAACGACUUCACGUCCACAUGGCCAACGCGAAGCUGGAUUAUGGCUUCGAAUACCUUGGUGUUCCCGAGCGCCUCGUACGAACUCCUUUGACAGAUCGCUGUUUCUUGACACUUACUCAAGCGCUGUGUCAACGACUGGGUGGCUCUCCGUACGGGCCGGCUGGAACCGGAAAAACCGAGUCAGUCAAAGCUCUGGGCCUCCAGCUGGGUCGAUUUACCCUUGUUUUCUGCUGUGACGAUACAUUUGACUUCCAAGCCAUGGGCAGAAUAUUCUUGGGUAUUUGUCAAGUGGGUGCAUGGGGUUGUUUUGAUGAGUUUAACCGUCUGGAGGAGAGGAUAUUAUCUGCUGUUUCGCAACAAAUUCAAAAUAUCCAGAUUGGGCUGAAAAAUAGUAGUGAUGAGGAAAAGGCUCAAAUUGAGCUUGUAGGUCGCCGCUUACGGGUCAACUUGAACACGGGCAUUUUCAUCACCAUGAACCCUGGAUACGCUGGACGAUCUAACCUUCCCGACAACUUGAAGAAGCUAUUCCGUAGCGUCGCUAUGUCUAAGCCCGAUAAGGAAUUAAUCGCUGAGGUCAUGCUCUUUUCCCAGGGAUUCAAACAAGCCAAGCCUUUAUCUAGACAAACCGUGCCAUUCUUUGAGCAUUGCGCCAAACGCUUGACGAAGCAAGCCCACUAUGACUUUGGUCUACGUGCUUUGAAGAGUGUGCUUGUCAGCUCUGGUGGACUGAAGCGGUUAAGGCUUGCAAAUUCCGAUGGCGACCUAGGACCCAAUGAAAUUAUAGAACCCCAAAUUAUCGUCCAGAGUAUUAGGGAGACAAUCGCGCCAAAACUGAUUCGUGAAGAUGUUGAGACUAUGUUGGAGAUCCAGGUUGAAGACUUCCCUGGAGUUGAGUAUGUUCCGGCUAACUUCGAGAAGCUGGCGCAGGCCAUUCGCGAUAUCGCUAUGGAAAAUCAUUACGUUGCUAGUGACACAUGGAUCGCGAAGACUUUGCAGCUUUACCAGAUUCAGGGCAUCCACCACGGUGUCAUGAUGGUGGGGAGAUCGGGUUCGGGCAAGAGUGCGGCCUGGAAGACGCUGCUCGAGGCAAUGCAGAGAGUGGAGGGGGUAGAAGGAGUUUGCCAUGUUAUAGACUCGAAGGUCAUGUCUAAGGAGGCCCUCUAUGGUAACCUUGAAAGCACUACUCGAGAAUGGACAGAUGGUCUCUUCACCGGAAUUUUAAGAAAAAUUGUCGAUAACCUUCGAGGGGAGGAUUCAAAACGACACUGGAUUGUUUUCGAUGGAGAUGUUGACCCGGAGUGGGUUGAGAACCUGAACAGCGUGUUGGAUGACAACAAACUACUCACUCUUCCAAACGGUGAACGUCUCAAUCUGCCUGCAAAUGUGCGGAUUAUGUUCGAAGUUGAGACCCUUAAAUACGCCACUCUUGCUACUGUUAGUCGAUGCGGUAUGGUCUGGUUUAGCGAUGACACAGUAACCCCGAAUAUGAUGGUGACCAACUAUGUCGAGUCGUUGAAAACUAGAACCUUUGAAGACCUUGAUGAUGAUAGUGUUCCAUCUGGCCAAUCAUCCGCAAAGACAUUGGAAACUCAGAGGAUGCUUGCAAACUUGCUGGAGGGUCUCCUCCAGAGCGAUGACCUCAUCCUCAAAGCGCUCGAAGAGGCAAAGAAAUAUAACCACAUCAUGGAAUUUAGUGAUAUUCGGGCUCUUAAUACCCUCUUUAGUUUAUUGAACAAGUCCUGCCGAAAUAUCCUUGAGUACAAUAUUCAGCAUAUUGAUUUCCCAUUGGACCCAGAGAGAGCCGAGUCCUACAUGUCGAAGAAGCUUCUACUUGCCCUUGUUUGGUCUCUCACGGGUGACUGCCCCUUAGGUGACCGAAAAUCUUUUGGCCAAUAUGUCACGGGAUUUUCGACAAUUGACUCUCCCUUACUCAACGAAACUUCGUCCCUCAUAGACUUUGACGUCUCACUUCCCAAAGCUGAAUGGGUGAGUUGGCAAUCACAAGUGCCAUCUGUCGAGAUAAAUACUCACUCCAUCACGCAAACGGAUGUCAUUAUUCCUACCUUGGACACAGUGCGCCAUGAAGAUGUACUCUAUUCAUGGCUUGCGGAACAUAAACCACUCCUACUCUGUGGCCCUCCUGGUUCCGGAAAGACCAUGACGUUGUUCUCUGCCUUGAGAAAACUUCCAAAUAUGGAGGUGGUUGGACUUAACUUUUCUAGUGCUACGACUCCGGAUCUCCUUAUUAAGACGUUCGAACAAUACUGCGAGUACAAGAAAACUCUCAAUGGUGUUGUUAUGUCACCCAACCAAAUUGGUCGUUGGCUGGUGAUAUUCUGUGACGAAAUAAAUCUUCCGGCCCCUGAUCAAUACGGAACCCAACGCGCAAUUUCCUUCCUUAGACAGCUUGUUGAGCAAAACGGUUUCUGGCGGACAACAGACAAAACUUGGGUGACCUUAGAUCGCAUCCAGUUCGUCGGUGCUUGUAAUCCUCCGACUGACGCUGGCCGUACUCCGCUUGGCGAGCGUUUCCUCCGUCAUGCCCCGCUUAUUAUGGUUGAUUACCCUGGGGAGCUCUCUCUUAUGCAGAUUUAUGGAACUUUCAAUUCUGCCGUACUCAAGAUUAUACCUCUACUCCGUGGAUACUCUGAAGCUUUAACCAAGGCUAUGGUUCAAUUCUACCUGGAGUCUCAAACAAGAUUCACGACACAGAUCCAACCUCAUUAUGUUUACUCCCCCCGAGAACUCACAAGAUGGGUUCGCGGUGUUUAUGAAGCAAUAAAACCUUUGGAAACGCUGUCUCUCGAGGGUCUCGUUCGGAUCUGGGCCCAUGAAGCUUUGCGCUUGUUCCAGGAUCGACUUGUCGAUGAAGAGGAGAGAGCAUGGACCUCGGAUGCUGUGAAGCGAAUUGCACUCGAGAACUUCCCGACAAUGGACGAACAGAAGGCAUUACAAGCGCCUAUCUUGUUUUCGAACUGGCUAUCUAAGCACUAUGUCCCGGUUGAACAAGAGCAGCUUCGCGACUUCGUCAAAGCAAGACUUAAGACCUUCUGUGAGGAAGAGGUUGACGUGCCUCUUGUGCUAUUUAAUGAUGUUCUAGAGCAUGCUCUCCGCAUCGAUCGUGUGUUCCGUCAGCCCCAAGGACAUCUCAUCCUCAUUGGAGUAAGCGGAAGCGGUAAAACGACAUUAUCCCGCUUCGUUGCUUGGAUGAAUGGGUUGAAAGUCUUCCAGAUCAAGGUUCACGGCAAGUACUCAGCCGAAGAUUUCGAUGAGGAUCUCAGGAGUGUUCUGCGCCGAGCAGGAUGCAAGGGUGAAAAGAUAUGCUUCAUUAUGGACGAAUCCAACGUUCUUGAUUCCGGCUUCCUCGAACGGAUGAAUACUCUUCUCGCCAACGCGGAAGUUCCUGGCCUCUUCGAAGGCGAUGAAUUUGCAUCGUUGAUGACAGCUUGUAAGGAGGGUGCGCAGAGACAAGGGCUUCUGCUAGAUUCUCAAGAGGAGCUUUAUAAAUGGUUCACGCAACAAAUUGUCAAGAAUCUCCAUGUUGUAUUUACCAUGAAUCCCCCCGAGGAUGGCCUCUCUUCGAAAGCUGCAACAAGUCCUGCGCUUUUCAAUCGAUGCGUGCUUAACUGGCUCGGCGACUGGUCUGACCAAGCUCUCUUCCAAGUCGGCUCUGAGCUUACUCAAUCUGUGGAUCUUGACAAGGCCAACUUCGUUGCCCCCGAUAGCAUCCCAGUCGCUUAUCGUGGUCUUAAUCUUCCUGCUUCACAUCGAGACACCAUCAUUAACUCGAUGGUUUACAUCCAUUACUCUCUUCAGAAAUUCAACCAACGCCUACAAAAGCAGCAAGGUCGAAUCACUUACCUUACGCCACGCCAUUACCUUGACUUCGUCGCUCAAUAUGUGAAACUUUUCAAUGAAAAACGUGAAGACUUGGAAGAACAACAGCGCCAUCUGAACGUCGGUCUCGAGAAGCUCCGCGAUACUGUGGAGAAGGUCAGCGAAUUGCGCCAAAGCCUUGCCGAGAAGAAACGUCAACUCGAACAGAAGGAUGUGGAAGCAAAUGAAAAACUGCAGCGGAUGGUUGCCGACCAACAAGAGGCCGAACGACGUAAAGCCGCUUCCCUUGAAAUCCAGGCGGCACUUGAAAAGCAAGAGCAGGAAGUAGCUCGUCGAAAGGAAAUUGUCUUGGGCGAUCUGGCUCGAGCUGAACCUGCUGUCCUUGAAGCCCAGAAGAGUGUUAGCAAUAUCAAACGACAGCACCUCACUGAAGUUCGUGCUAUGGGAAGUCCGCCUGCAAGUGUUCGGCUCGCGUUGGAGUCGGUUUGCACUCUGCUUGGCCAUAAAGUGGACAGCUGGAAAACGAUCCAGGCGAUCAUUCGGAGAGAUGACUUUAUUGCAAGUAUUGUCAAUUACAACAACGAAAAACAGAUGACCCGCAGCCUGAGGAACAAGAUGAAUGUGGAUUACCUUUCCAAAGACGAAUUCACAUUCGAGAGAGUAUACCACGCUAGCAAAGCUUGCGGUCCCCUAGUCAAGUGGGUUGAAGCUCAGGUGAACUACUCCGAAAUCCUGGAUAGAGUUGGGCCCCUCCGAGGCGAAGUCGAUCAACUAGAACAACAGGCAUUGCAAACCAAGGCGGAAGCACAGGCCAUCGAGAAUACUAUCAACACUUUGGAGAGCAGCAUUGCCACAUACAAGACUGAGUAUGCGGGACUUAUUAGCGAAACCCAAGCCAUUAAGACCGAAAUGUCCCGUGUCCAGUUCAAAGUCGAUAGAAGUGUCCGUUUGCUGGACAGUCUGUCUUCUGAAAGGUCUCGUUGGGAGGAAGGAAGCAAGUCCUUCGAGACGCAGAUAUCCACCCUAGUCGGAGAUGUCCUUAUUGCCGCGGCCUUCCUCGCAUAUGGCGGUUUAUAUGAUCAACAGUUCCGAAAGGCAAUGAUCGAUGACUGGGUGUACCAACUAAGCCUGUCAGGUAUCAGCUUCAAGCCCCACAAUCCCAUCACUGAGUACCUCUCGAAUGCAGAUGAGAGACUUUCCUGGCAAGACCAUUCGCUUCCGGUUGACGACCUCUGCACGGAAAACGCUAUUAUCUUGAAACGCUUCAAUAGAUAUCCUCUUAUCAUCGACCCCUCUGGCCGUGUUACCGAAUUUUUGCAGAAAGAAAGCAAAGACCGCAAACUUACAGUUACUAGCUUCCUAGACGACUCGUUUAUCAAGCAGCUGGAGAGCGCAUUGCGGUUUGGAAACCCAAUUCUUAUCCAAGAUGCUGAAUACCUGGAUCCAAUUCUCAAUCACGUUCUCAACAAAGAAUACCAAAAGACUGGAGGCCGUGUCCUCAUCCAGCUGGGAAGGCAGGAAAUUGACUUUUCGCCCGCUUUCAAAUUGUUCCUAUCGACAAGAGACCCGUCUGCAACUUUCGCGCCAGACAUCUGCAGUAGAACAACCUUCGUUAACUUCACUGUCACCCAGAGCAGUCUCCAGACUCAGUCGCUUAAUGAAGUGCUUAAGUUCGAACGGCCCGAUGUUGAUGAACGCCGAACUAACCUCAUUAAACUCCAAGGUGAAUUUAAGAUUCACUUGCGCCAAUUGGAGAAGCGUCUUCUUCAAGCCUUGAACGAAUCCAGGGGUAACAUCCUCGAUGACGACAAUGUUAUCGAAACCCUUGAGACAUUGAAGAAGGAAGCUGGUGAAAUUUCGAAUAAGAUGGUCGAGACCGAAGGUGUCAUGACCGAAGUUGAAAAUAUUACGCUUCAGUACAACAUUAUUGCGCGGUCAUGCAGUGCCGUGUUCGCUGUUCUGGAACAACUUCACCAUCUCAAUCAUUUCUACCAAUUCUCUCUGCAGUACUUUGUCGACAUCUUUAACACGGUACUCCAUCAGAAUAAACGUCUUGCCCAGGAAAAGGACCAUGCUGCAAGAGUCAACAUCAUCCUCCGUGACCUGUUCAUUACUGCCUACCAAAGGACUUCCUUUGGUCUUCUCCAGAAGGACCGAAUAACCCUCGCCAUGCUUUUAGCCCAAGCAUCUCCCUAUUCCAUGGAUAAGGGGAUCAUUGACACAAUCUUGGAUAUGAGUGUCGAGGGGUGCGAUGUUUCCUUAGACAGAAACCUCAAAGAUUCCGUAAUGGCGACUGCUUCGCAGAUGUCGAUCUUCAAGUCAUCUUUCCCAUCGGUUCCUCCAGAGGCUUGGGAGAAAUUCUUCACAGAAGAGUUUGCUGAAAACUUUGUCCCUGCUGUCUGGGAGGAAGACGUCAGCUCCCGUGACCAGCAACUCCGGUCGCUUCUCCUAGUGAAACUCUUCCGCGUUGACAGAUUUGUCCCUACUGCCGAAAGAUUUGUUACCGAAGUCUUUGGAAGGGAUCUCUUUGACGGAAGCGGAGAUCUUAAGGAUGUUGUUGAACAAGUUACUGCAACCGCCCCGAUUUCCCUCAGCUCGAGCCCUGGUUUUGAUGCCAGUUACAAGGUAGAUGGACUUGUCGAACGGAUGCACGCGACCUGUGCAAACAUCGCCAUGGGCUCAAAUGAGGGAGUUGAAAGCGCAGACAAAGCCAUCAGCAACGCGGCUGCAACUGGCACCUGGGUCCUUGUCAAGAACGUACAUCUCGCGCCGUCCUGGCUUCAGAGUCUUGAAAAACGUCUUGACUCUCUCAAACCUCACAGCAAUUUCAGACUUUUCCUGUCCAUGGAGUCUAGUCCUAAGAUACCCGUCAAUUUAAUUCGAGCUUCCCGCGUGCUGAUGUACGAACAACCAGCGGGCAUACGCGCCAAUAUGAAGGAUUCCCUCUCUUCCUUAUCCAUCCGAGCCAGCAAACCUCCUGUGGAGAAAGCCCGUAUCUAUCUGCUGCUCUCAUUCCUACAUGCAGUUGUUCAAGAGAGACUACGGUACGCGCCUAGCAUGGGAUGGAAGGGUUUCUGGGAAUUCAACGAUAGCGAUUAUGAAUGUUCCGCAUUUAUACUCGACACGUGGGUCGAUUCGAUUGCUCAAGGCCGUUCCAACGUUGCACCGCAGAAAUUCCCCUGGGACCUGCUCCGCACCCUAAUUACCGAAACCUACGGUGGUAAAAUCGACGACAGCGGGGAUUUCCAACUUCUUGAAAAUCUUGUCAACAGCCUCCUAACUCCAGCCGCUUUCGAAGAUGAACAUAACCUAGUGCCUGGCAUUGAAGAUGAUGAUUGCCUCAAGCUACCCUCGGGUACUAGUAUGCGAAACUUUACUGAAUGGGUCAAUCAAUUGCCUGAACGUGAACCACCGACAUAUUUGGGACUACCGGCCAAUGCGGAAAAGCUUCUACUUGUUGGGUAUGGCAAGACGAUGAUUGAGAACCUGGCCAAGGUGACCAAUCUACUUGAUGAGGGAGAACAGUUAAUGGUUGAGGCUGCAGCUUUGUAA